Aspergillus affinis is the source of this 768-nucleotide messenger RNA. Its product is annotated as cytochrome c oxidase assembly protein COX14. The record is from RefSeq and is a predicted model, not a curated record. Bases 1 to 768 code for a protein of 255 amino acids. The transcript is spliced from 2 exons. NCBI's taxonomy places the organism in Eukaryota, Fungi, Ascomycota, Eurotiomycetes, Eurotiales, Aspergillaceae.
AUGUCCCGAUCCGCCGCCGAUGCUACGCGGUUCACGGCCACCGGGCCCUACGCCAGUUCCAAGCCCGGGAACGCGCCCUACAAACUGCCCAGCCACAUGUCGAACACCUCGUCAACCUCGGAACCGCAGGGGCCGGGGGGCAAGCCGGAGACCCCGAAGGAAAAGGUCGAGCGAUUGCGAGCACAGGCCCGGGCGGCUCGGACAGCCCAGUCGACCUCCCGCGUAGAUCAGAUGGUCGAUGUGGGACGGCGGUUUGCGAAUAGAGCGCACAAGGUGAUGGUGUACUCGCUGAUCACCGCGUCCGGCGUCUGCGGAGCUCUUACGGUCUACUCCCUAGUCUCCCUAACAUUAUACAACCGCCGACAGCGCGCUCUAUGGAUCGAAAAAGAGCUCCAGAAGCUGCAAGACGCCAAGACAGCCCGCGCCAACGGAUCCGCCACGACGGAGCAGCUGGAACUGCUGAAGAACGAAGAAAUCGGCGAGAUCUUCAAGCAGAAGAAGGAGGAGGCGAAGGCUGAGCGCCCCUGGAACAAAGUGACGCAGUACCUGCUCGGCGGACUGAAGUCGGAGGAGGCCGGACAACCCGCCUCUGAGGACAAGCCCCGGGUGUUGGAGGCGCUCAACGCAAAGGUCCUGGAAGGUGCUCCCCAGUCCCAGCAGUCGAAAGAGCCGUCGGCAUCGGGUCAACUGGAUGCGAUGGCGGAGAAUGCGGAAGGUGCGGCGAAGCAGUCGGCGCGAAGCUGGAAGAGCUGGUUCACGGGACGGUAA